AUGGGAAGGGACCACCAAGACCUGCUGGCAAAGACACGACCGCCAACCAGACGCCGGGGCGGGCUCCCACGCCAAACCCCGCCGGACUCACGCCAGGUUCCUAGCCAGGCAAGGGCCCCGCACGGCCGCGUCCCCGGCCCAUCUGACGCGUUCCUCGCGCACCGCCACCACGCAGUCAUCCUCCUGCAGCCCGCGCGAGCGCGUCACCGCACCCGGCCCGCCGCCCGGAUGGCACCGCGGGGACCUCCGGCCCGGCGGCGCCACACGGCGUCUAGCGCGGACCCUGCGCCCAGGAGGGACGCGGGCGUGCGGGUCCCGGAGGCACCGGCUCCCUCCCAGGAGCGCAACGUCCCCUCCCCGCGGUGCAGCCUGUCCUGGGGACACAGUCGCCUAUUCCCGGGCGCACCGCCCUCCCCGGGUCGCGGCGUCUCCAACCGGGGCCGCAGCUUCACCCCAGGGGCGCAGCCUCUCCUCCUGGGCCCAGGGACCCCUUCGCGGGCGCAGCCUCUCCUCCGGGGGGUGCAGCUCCUCUACCCGGCCGCAGCUCCGCUCCCCCGGCCGCAGCUCCGCUCCCCCGGCGCGCUCUCCCCAGCGCUGCGCUCCCACGCGGAUGCGGACCAGCCCGGAGGCUGGCGCGGUGCGCCUGUUCCUCCGACCGUGGAGACGCAGCCCUGGCCGCUGCUUUCCGAGCGAGCGGGCUUCGGGCGGCCAGCCCUGCGCAGCGUGCACCCCAUCAACCCGGGCCCCACGCCUUGCCUGGAAGCGGCCCCGCUUUCUGGCGCCCGCCCGCGGAGACUUGAGUCCAGGAGGCCGACCGGCCGCGACCGUCCUCCCGCACGCGGCACCCCGCGGCCCCCGGGGGCCGCUGGGCAGCAUCAGGCUCCGCGCUCGCCCUGCUCCUGCUCGUGCUGGGUGCUGCCAGAUGAAGGCGAGGCCCUGGUGGGGCUGAAUCCAGCCGGGGAGACCAAGGCUCCCGAAUCCCGGCCUCAGGAGUGUCCUAGGAGUUGCUCUGACGCCGUCUGA
Chinchilla lanigera (long-tailed chinchilla) is the source of this 1023-nucleotide messenger RNA. Its product is annotated as proline-rich protein 2-like. The record is from RefSeq and is a predicted model, not a curated record. Lineage: Eukaryota; Metazoa; Chordata; Mammalia; Rodentia; Chinchillidae. The coding region runs from base 1 to 1023 and encodes 340 amino acids. The transcript is spliced from 2 exons.